AUGUCCGCCCCCGUCGAAGAAAAGGUGGCCGCCACCACCCCCGCCGCCGAGACCCCCGUGGUCGAGGAGAAGAAGGAGCGCAAGCACCGUGACAUUGACGCCGAGCAUGAGGCGGCUGGCCCCAAGCAUGCUCUGGUCGACAUGAGCACCAUUGAGCUCAAGGCCGAGGACCUGUACGACAAGGCCAAGGUCGACAUCGAGACGCUCGAGCUCGAGGACGUCUGGACGCUCCUCCAGUGCUCCGAGGCCGGCCUGACCGAGCCCGAGGUGCAGCGCCGCCGCGAGAUCUUCGGCCCCAACAAGGUCGAGACCGAGGAGCAGAACCCCAUCCUCCAGUUCCUCAGCUUCAUGUGGAACCCGCUCUCGUGGGUCAUGGAGGGCGCCGCCAUUGUCGCCAUCGGCCUCUCCAACGGCGAGGGCAAGCCCCCGGACUGGCCCGACUUUGUCGGCAUCGUGCUGCUCCUGCUCGUCAACGCCACCAUCGGCUUCAUCGAGGAGCGCAACGCCGGCAACGCCGUCAAGGCCCUCAUGGACUCGCUCGCCCCCAAGGCCAAGUGCAAGCGUGACGGACAGUGGAUCGAGAUUGAGUCGUCGGACCUGGUUCCCGGAGACGUCAUCGCCUUCAAGAUCGGCGACAUCGUUCCCGGCGACUGCCGCCUCUUUGACGCCAUCACCGUCUCGUGCGACCAGGCCUCGCUCACCGGCGAGUCGCUGCCCGUCAACAAGAAGGUCGGCGACCAGUGCUUCUCGGGCUCUACCUGCAAGCAGGGCGAGGCCGAGGGCGUCGUCAUCUCGACUGGUCCCAACACCUUCUUCGGACGCGCCGCCACCCUGAUUGGCUCCGACGACGACUCGACUGGUCACCUGCAGAAGGUCCUGGCCCGCAUCGGUCUCUUCUGCAUGGUCACCAUCGGCCUCUUCAUCGUCCUCGAGAUCCUCAUCCUCUACGCCGGCUUCCGCUACAACUACCGCCGCGGCAUCGACAACAUCCUCGUCCUCCUGAUCGGCGGUAUCCCCAUCGCCAUGCCCUGCGUCCUGUCGGUCACCAUGGCCGUCGGCGCCCAGCAGCUCGCCAAGCACAAGGCCAUCGUCACCCGCAUCACGGCCAUCGAGGAGCUCGCCGGCGUCGACAUCCUCUGCUCCGACAAGACCGGCACGCUCACCACCAACAAGCUCACCAUCGACACCGAGCUGGUCAAGCUCUACAGCGACUGGGCCAGCGUCGACGACGUCAUCCUCUUCGGCGCCUACGCCUCGAGGACCGAGAACCAGGACGCCAUCGACGCCACCAUUGUCGGCACGCUCAAGGACGCCUCGGCCGCUCGCGCCGGCAUCAAGCUGCUCGACUUCAAGGCCUUCAACCCCGUCGACAAGCGCACCGAGAUCACCUACCUCGAGGAGGCUACCGGCAAGACGAAGCGUGUCACCAAGGGCAUGACCUCGAUCAUCAUCGACCUCUGCUCGCGCAACAAGACCUCGGCCCAGGAGGACCAGCUCGAGGCCGACGUCGAGGAGUUUGCCAACCGUGGUCUGCGUGGCCUCGCCGUCGCCUUCGAGGAGGUCCCCUCCGGUCAGGUUGACGGUCCCGGCAACGGCUUCGAGCUCCUCGGCCUGCUCGCCAUCUUCGACCCCCCGCGCCACGACACCAAGGAGACGCUCGACAACGCCCAGGCGCUCGGCGUCCGCGUCAAGAUGGUCACCGGCGACCAGCUCGCCAUCGCCAAGGAGACUGGCCGCCGCCUCGGCCUGGGUGACCGCAUGUUCAACUCCAAGAUCCUCGUCGACGGCGUCCUGCCCGCCGGCUCGCCCUACAAGAGCCUCGACGAGAUGAUCCUCGACGUCGACGGCUUCGCCGGUGUCUUCCCCGAGCACAAGUACGAGAUUGUCAAGAGGCUCCAGGGUCUCGGACACCUGACGGCCAUGACCGGCGACGGCGCCAACGACGCCCCCGCCCUUGCCCGUGCCAACGUCGGCGUCGCCGUCGAGGGUGCCACCGACGCCGCCCGCGGCGCUGCCGACAUUGUCCUCACCGAGCCCGGUCUGUCGACCAUUGUCGAGGCCAUCCGCCAGUCGCGUGUCAUCUUCGGCCGCAUGAAGAACUACGCCGCCUACGCCGCCGCCAUCACCAUCCGUGUCGUUGUCGGCUUCGCGCUGCUCGCCUUCAUCUGGAAGUCGGACUUCCCGCCGUUCAUGGUCCUCAUCAUCGCCUUCCUCAACGACGGCUCCAUCAUGACGCUGUCGCUCGACACGGUCAAGCCGGCGCUCGAGCCGCAGCACUGGGACCUCACCGAGCUCUUCUUCUGCGGCUCGCUCUACGGCCUGUACCAGGUGGCCUCGACGCUGUCGUUCUUCGCCGUCAUCUACAACACGACGUUCUUCGAGGACAAGUUCGGCGUCGACGCCUACCACGGCAACCCCAACGACCCGCACCUGCACAUGAUCAUCUACCUCCAGGUCGCCAUCCUCGCCCAGGCCCUCAUCUUCGUCACCCGCUCCCACAGCUUCUCGUGGAUGGAGAGGCCGUCGUUCGCCCUCAUGGGCGCCUUCUGCCUCGCCCAGCUCAUCUCGUCGAUCAUCGCCGCCUACGGCGACUGGGGCUUCACCAACGUCAAGGCCAUCUCCGGCGGCUGGAUCGGCAUCGUCUGGGUGUGGAACAUUGUCUGGUACUUCCCGAUGGACUUUGUCAAGUUUGGCGCCAAGUUCCUGCUCAAGAAGGUGCGCAGCAACAAGACGCCGGCCGCCGCCCACGCCAGCCUCAGCCGCACCACGAGCCGCGCCGAGAGCUACUACUCGAACCGCACCUCGUUCCUCAAGCGCGCCCAGCGCACCGUCGGCUUCGGCGGCAAGCAGAAGGUGCACAUGUCGAGCAACGAGCUGCAGCGCCUCGGCAGCAUCCAGGCCCAGGAGGCCGGCCGCCGCCUGUCGCGCACCAACUGA
Molecule: messenger RNA, 2937 nt
Organism: Pseudozyma flocculosa PF-1
Lineage: Eukaryota; Fungi; Basidiomycota; Ustilaginomycetes; Ustilaginales; Ustilaginaceae
Exons: 1
Coding region: 1-2937 (978 amino acids)
Biological process (GO): regulation of intracellular pH; proton export across plasma membrane
Cellular component (GO): plasma membrane
Molecular function (GO): P-type proton-exporting transporter activity; ATP hydrolysis activity; ATP binding
Source: RefSeq, a predicted model, not a curated record